AUGCCUCAGUUGCUAGGAAACAUUGAUGGGAUCAUCCAGGCCUUCAGCCGCUAUGCCAAGACCGAGGGUGAUUGCACCACACUGACCCGCGGGGAGCUCAAAAAGCUCCUGGAGCAGGAGCUUGCCGAUGUCAUUGUGAAACCUCAUGAUCCUGCCACGGUAGACCAAGUCUUCCGCCUACUGGAUGAAGAUUCCAAAGGGACUGUGGAUUUUAAGGAGUUCCUUGUGUUGGUGUUUAAAGUGGCCCAGGCUUGCUACAAGACACUCAAUGAAGGCCCUGAAGGAGCAUGUGGAACUCAAGAGCCAGGAAGCCAGCGUCCUGGGAGCAGCCAGCAGAUGAGCGGGGAUCAGAGCCGUCACACCAGAACAGGAAGAAUUGAGAGAGAACAAAGCCAUGGUCAGCAUGGAGGGGAAGAGCAGGCAUUCCCAGGACAAAACAGGGACAACCUGACCACAGGGACUCAGACUCGGGGACAAGACUUCACUUCUACUCAAGUCUGUGGCCAGGAUAGGCAGCCUGAAAUCCAGGGACAGAAGAGAGACAGCCAACAGAUCAGAGACAAAACUGAAGGGCAGAGGCAGACUCAGACAGGUACCACUCAGGCCAGAGAACAAGGCAGGACCCAACAGACAAGUGGGACAGUGAUUGGAGGUCAUUCUCAGACUCAGACAGGUGGUACUCAGACUAGGGAACAAGGCAGGACACAUCAGACAAGUGAAAUGGCAACUGGAGGUCAGUCUCAGAUUCACACUGGUACCACUCAGACCAGAGAACAAGGCAGGACCCAUCAGACAAGUGUGACAGUGACUAGAGGUCAUUCUCAGACUCAGGCAGGUGGUACUCAGACUAGGGAACAAGACAGUACCCAUCAGACAAGUGAAACGGCAACUGGAGGUCAGUCUCAGAUUCACACUGGUACUAAUCAGACCAGGGAACAAGGCAGGACCCAUCAGACAAGUGGGACAGUGACUGGAGGUCAUUCUAAGACUCAGACAGGUUCUGUUCAGACCAGAGAACAAGGCAGGACACAUCAGACAAGUGAAAUGGCAACUGGAGGUCAGUCUCAGAUUCAUACUGGUACCAAUCAGACCACGGAACAAGGCAAGAUCCAACAGACAAGUGAUAGAGGGGCUGGAUGUCAUUCUCAGACUCAGACCGGUGCUGUUCAGACCAGAGAACAAGAAAGGACCCAUCAGACAAGUGAAACAGUAACUGGAGGUCAGUCUCAAAUUCACACUGGUACCACUCAGACCAGGGAACAAGGCAGGAACCAACAUACAAGUGUGACAGUGACUGGAGGUCAUUCUCAGACUCAGACAGGUGGUACUCAGACUAGGGAACAAGGCAGUACCCAUCAGACAAGUGAAACGGCAACUGGAGGUCAGUCUCAGAUCCACACUGGUACCACUCAGACCAGAGAACAAGGCAGGACCCACCAUACAAGUGUGACAGUGACUGGAGGCCAAUCUCAGAUUCAUACUGGUACCUCUCAGACCAGAGAACAAGGCAAGAUACAACAUACAAGUGAUAAAGGGGCUGGAUAUCAUUCUCAGACUCAGACAGGUGCUGUUCAGAUGAGAGAACAAGGUGGGACCCAUCACACACGUGAAACAGCAGCUGGAGGUCAGUCUCAGAUCCCCACUGGUACAACUCAGACCAGAGAACAAGGCAGGACCCACCAACCAACUGUGACAGUAACUAGAGGUCAGUCUCAGAUUCACUCUGGUAUCACUCAGACCAGAGAACAAGGCAAGAUCCAUCAGACAACUGAUACAGUGACUGGAGAUCAGCCUCAGGUUCAUAUUGGUACCUCUCAAUCAAGGGAACAGGAUCAGAGCCAUCAUAAAAAUGAGAGGAUGACUGGAGGUCAGUCUCAGAUUCAUACUGGUGCUACUCAGGCCAUUGAACAAGGCAGGACCCACCAGACAAGUGUGACAGUAACUGGAGGUCAAUCUCAGACAGGGGGUACUGUCUCCCAACAAUGGGAAACUGGCUAUGGCCAGACUAGAGGGACAGAGACUCAAGUACAAGAAAGGGGCCAGAUAACAAGAGAAACAGUGUUAGGGGGACAGACUCAAACUCAAACAGGGGAAUGGGCCCAGUCAGGAGGGGGAUGGGGCCACGUAACAAGAGAAUCUCUGCAGGAGGGCCAAGGUCACACUCAGAUGGAGAGCUCUUUGUCUGGGACACAAGGCUGGAGUAGCAGUCAGCCAAGAUGCAGUGUGACAGGAGGGUUGCAGGAGAGUGAUGACUGCCAGACCCAAGAACGUACUACUAGAGGACAGGAGUGGGACAGACACCAGACAAGGGAGACGGUGGUUCAACAGCAGGACCAGCAGAUAAGGGAAUCAGAAAUUCAUGGUCAGGAGACCACCCAGCUUGGAGGAGCAAGCCAGGCUCAGGGAGGAAAGCGAGGCCUCACUGCCCGUGGCCUUUACUCCUACUUCAAAGGCAGUAAGCCAUGA
Dromiciops gliroides (monito del monte) is the source of this 2466-nucleotide messenger RNA. RefSeq names its product cornulin (gene CRNN). Gene Ontology annotation, cellular component: cytoplasm. Lineage: Eukaryota; Metazoa; Chordata; Mammalia; Microbiotheria; Microbiotheriidae. The record is from RefSeq and is a predicted model, not a curated record. Gene Ontology annotation, molecular function: calcium ion binding; transition metal ion binding. Gene Ontology annotation, biological process: positive regulation of cell cycle G1/S phase transition; regulation of phosphatidylinositol 3-kinase/protein kinase B signal transduction; cellular response to cytokine stimulus. The coding region runs from base 1 to 2466 and encodes 821 amino acids. The transcript is spliced from 2 exons.